Molecule: messenger RNA, 3852 nt
Organism: Nicotiana attenuata
Lineage: Eukaryota; Viridiplantae; Streptophyta; Magnoliopsida; Solanales; Solanaceae
Product: cellulose synthase-like protein D4
Exons: 6
Coding region: 234-3608 (1124 amino acids)
Biological process (GO): plant-type primary cell wall biogenesis; cellulose biosynthetic process
Cellular component (GO): trans-Golgi network; plasma membrane
Molecular function (GO): mannan synthase activity; cellulose synthase (UDP-forming) activity
Source: RefSeq, a predicted model, not a curated record
AUUGAUAGUUAAAAUGAAUAAUAAUUCAAUGGCAACCUUUCUUUUCUUUCUUUUUUAGUACUCAUAAAUUUUUUACAACAUUGAAAAAACAAGAGUGAUUCCCAUAUCUAUAAUGAAGAAAGGAAAGAUCUGUUGCCAAAGACCACCCAAUUAACACACAAGUUUUUCAUCAACAUUUUGGUGAAAAAUAGUUAGUUUUAAUUACUAGAUUAUGUUUUGAAAAAACUGAAAAAAUGGCAAGUUUAUCAGGAGCACCAUCUAAGAAAGCAAUACGUAGCCCUGGAGGAACAAAUCCAGGUGGUUCUCAAGGUGGUAAUAAAGGAAAUUCAAGUGGACAAACAGUAAAAUUUGCGCGACGAACGUCGAGUGGACGAUAUGUGAGCUUGUCAAGAGAAGAUCUUGACAUGUCAGGGGAAUUUUCAGGUGAUUAUAUGAAUUACACUGUACAAAUUCCGCCGACGCCUGAUAAUCAGCCUAUGGACACGUCCGUGGCAGCAAAAGCUGAAGAACAAUACGUUUCUAAUUCGCUGUUUACCGGAGGAUUUAACAGCGUUACUCGUGCACAUCUCAUGGAUAAGGUCAUUGAAUCUGAAGUUAGUCAUCCUCAAAUGGCUGGAUCCAAGGGUUCGUCGUGUUCGAUGCCUGCUUGUGAUGGAAAGAUCAUGAAAGAUGAAAGGGGAAAUGAUGUAAUCCCUUGUGAAUGCAGGUUCAAAAUAUGUAGAGAUUGUUACAUGGACGCACAAAAGGACACUGGUCUAUGCCCGGGUUGCAAAGAACCUUACAAGAUCGGAGAUAUUGAUGACGAGAUUCCAAAUUUUAACAAUGGAGCAUUGUCUUUACCGGCACCAGAUGGUGCCAAAGGGAGUCGUGCCAACAUGUCAAUGAUGAAAAGAAAUCAAAAUGGAGAGUUUGAUCAUAACAAAUGGCUGUUUGAGACACAGGGCACCUAUGGAUAUGGAAAUGCUUAUUGGCCUGAUGAUAGAGAUGGAGAUGAUGGCGGCGAUGGAAUGCAAAAAGGCGUGCUCGAUACAUCUGCUGAAAUACCUUGGAAACCCCUUAGUAGGAAGUUGCCAAUACCGCAUAGCAUUAUUAGCCCUUAUAGGUUGCUAAUUGUUAUUCGACUAGUGGUAUUGGGCUUCUUCUUGACAUGGAGAAUAAGACAUCCGAACCCGGAUGCAAUAUGGCUAUGGCUGAUGUCAAUUAUAUGUGAAAUAUGGUUUGCAUUUUCAUGGAUUUUGGAUCAAAUUCCUAAGGUGACGCCUGUUAACCGCUCUACUGAUCUAGUGGUACUGCGCGAGAAGUUUGAAAUGCCAUCACCAUCAAAUCCUUCGGGUAGGUCAGAUCUCCCUGGAGUUGAUUUAUUCGUGUCAACGGCUGAUCCAGAUAAAGAGCCACCCCUCGUCACAGCCAAUACAAUCCUAUCCAUUCUAGCAGUUGACUAUCCCGUGGAGAAGCUAGCUUGCUACAUUUCAGACGAUGGCGGUGCACUUCUAACUUUUGAGGCAAUGGCUGAAGCUGCUAGCUUUGCAGAUUUGUGGGUACCAUUCUGCAGGAAACAUGAUAUUGAGCCUAGGAAUCCUGAAGCCUAUUUUGCCUUGAAAGGCGAUCCUACUAAGAACAAGAAGCGAUCUGAUUUCGUCAAAGAUAGACGAAGGGUUAAAAGGGAAUAUGAUGAAUUUAAGGUAAGGAUAAAUGGUCUGCCAGAUUCCAUAAGAAGGAGAUCGGAUGCAUUUAACGCUCGAGAGGAAAUGAAGCAGUUAAAGCACAUGAAAGAGAGCGGCGCUGAUCCUGCAGAGAUAAUCAAAGUUCAAAAGGCUACUUGGAUGGCUGAUGGAACUCACUGGCCGGGAACAUGGGCAUCCCCGAGUAGGGAUCAUGCCAAAGGUGAUCAUCCUGGAAUCCUUCAGGUAAUGUUGAAACCCCCUAGUAGUGAUCCACUAAUGGGAGGGGGUGAAGAAAGCUUUUUGGAUUUUUCUGACGUGGACAUAAGGCUUCCAAUGUUUGUGUACGUGUCGCGUGAGAAGCGGCCUGGGUAUGAUCAUAAUAAAAAAGCUGGUGCCAUGAACGCACUUGUGCGAGCUUCAGCUAUAUUGUCUAAUGGCGCAUUCAUACUCAACCUUGAUUGUGAUCACUAUAUAUACAACUGCUUAGCUAUUCGUGAAGGGAUGUGUUUCAUGAUGGAUAGAGGUGGAGAAGACAUAUGUUAUAUUCAAUUCCCUCAACGAUUUGAAGGCAUCGAUCCCUCUGAUCGUUAUGCCAAUCACAAUACUGUGUUUUUCGAUGGAAAUAUGCGUGCACUUGAUGGCCUCCAGGGUCCUAUGUAUGUUGGGACGGGUUGCAUGUUUAGGCGAUUUGCACUUUACGGCUUUGAUCCAGCACAACCUGAUAAGAUACCACAAAAGGGUGCAGAGGCUCAGGCACUGAAAGCCACAGAUUACGAUCCUGACUUAGAUGUGAAUCUACUACCUAAGCGUUUCGGAAACUCAACAAUGUUAUCCGAGUCUAUUCCAAUUGCUGAGUUCCAAGGCCGCCCUAUCGCUGAUCACCCUGCUGUCAAGUUCGGACGACCUCCUGGUGCUCUUCGAGCCCCAAAGGAACCACUUGAUGCCACCACUGUCGCCGAAGCAGUCUCUGUCAUAUCUUGUUGGUAUGAAGACAAGACGGAGUGGGGUGAUCGAGUAGGAUGGAUUUAUGGUUCGGUGACAGAAGAUGUGGUUACUGGAUACAGAAUGCACAACCGUGGAUGGCGUUCUGUUUAUUGCAUAACAAAGCGCGAUGCCUUCCGUGGAUCAGCACCCAUAAACUUAACAGACAGGCUUCACCAAGUGCUCCGUUGGGCAACGGGUUCUGUUGAAAUCUUUUUCUCAGGAAACAAUGCAUUUCUAGCAUCCAGAAAACUCAAGGUCCUCCAACGUCUCGCGUACCUGAACGUUGGCAUUUAUCCAUUCACUUCCCUUUUCCUAAUCGUCUACUGUUUUCUCCCUGCACUCUCCCUCAUCUCAGGCCAAUUCAUCGUCCAAAAUCUCAACGUCGCAUUCCUCAUAUUUCUAUUAACUAUAACUGUAUGUCUCAUCGGGUUAGCUCUCCUGGAAGUGAAAUGGUCCGGCGUUGCACUAGAAGAUUGGUGGCGAAACGAACAGUUUUGGCUCAUUUCAGGAACUAGUGCCCAUCUUGCUGCUGUAGUUCAAGGUCUCUUGAAAGUAAUUGCUGGCAUUGAAAUUUCUUUCACACUGACUUCUAAAUCUGCUGGAGAAGACGUCGACGACAUCUACGCCGAUUUGUACUUAGUCAAAUGGACUUCAUUGAUGAUCCCACCUAUAGUUAUUGGUAUGAUUAACAUUAUUGCUAUUGUGAUUGCAUUUUCCAGGGCAGUGUUUGCUACAGUUCCAGAAUGGGGCAAGUUUAUAGGUGGAGCUUUCUUUGCUUUUUGGGUUUUAGCUCAUUUAUAUCCUUUUGCUAAAGGAUUAAUGGGCAGAAGAAGAAAAACACCUACAAUUGUGUUUGUUUGGUCAGGACUUAUUGCAAUUACACUCUCCUUGUUAUGGGUAGCUAUAAAUCCACAACAAGGUAAUCCUGUACAAGGUAUUGGUGGCUUUCAGUUUCCUUAAGUCAUCAAUUCAGAUUAAUUAAAACCAAAAUAUAUGUUGUCAGGAUUUAGAGAAAGUAGAUUUGAAAUUAAUGUAAUAUAUUAUGUUGAUUUUUUUCAUUUUUUUUGGGGCAUAUAUAGAGUUCGAGUAAAAAAUAAUGGAUCUCGAAACAUUUACGCUAGCAUGUAUCUCGAAAGAGACCACUUAAGGAAACAUUGUUAUGUUUUACAAAAUUUGCAAGUUAUUGGCUUUUUAUGUUUGUGUA